This is a messenger RNA of Closterium sp. NIES-65, 1140 nucleotides long. NCBI's taxonomy places the organism in Eukaryota, Viridiplantae, Streptophyta, Zygnematophyceae, Desmidiales, Closteriaceae. The record is from the annotation of a GenBank genome assembly.
AUGGCUGAUAGCGACGAUGAGAUGCCUCUCUCCAACCCGCUUCCUCCCCCGCCGCGGCCGGGCCGGAAGAAGGAGCAGGAGCGUGCUCCGGAAACCACGCCGGGAAAGGCGGCGGAAUCUGCGAAUCUCAAGCGGUUCAACGAUCCAAGUGCCACUCCUGGUUCAGACGCCAGGCGCAAGUACUAUGGCAAAGGGAAAGGCAAUUUCAAUCUCGUUCUUCCCUCUUUCCACACCAACCCCACCUCCCCCCCCCGGUACCCUCAUCCCCCCCACCUCUCUUCCCCUCCGCCUCCCUCUUCCCGCACCAUACCCUUUCCCAGGGAAGAGGGUGCCUCUGCGGGGGGUGACAGUAAAGAGGGCGAGGAGCCGCAAUACAGGGACAGGGCGAAGGAGAGGCGGGAGGAGGUGAAUCCGGAUUACAAGGAUGCAGCCGUGCCAAGCCACCUGGGACAGCUCAACGCCGUUGCCCCGCCUGGCGUGGACUUGACCACCACAGACGCACACAAGCUGGCGAUUGAGAAGUCCAAGUUCCUGGGAGGAGACGUGGAGCACACGCAUCUGGUGAAGGGGCUGGACUAUGCUCUGCUCAACAAAGUGCGGUCGGAAAUGAAAGGGCGUCCGGGGGGAGAGAAGGGAGGGGAGGCGGGGGGAGGAGGAGAGGAGGGAGGAGAAGAGGAGGAGGAGGAGGGGGGCGCUGCUGCGGCGGUUGCUGCGGCAGGAAAGGCCAAGGGCAGGGAGAGGGGAGGGGAGGGAGAGAAGGAGGAAGGGGGAGAGGAGGACGAGGAAGAGGGGGACAGUGGUGCUGCCGCUGCCGCGGCGGCGGCUGCUGGGAAGGCCAAGGGCAGGAAAGCACAGGAGAAAGUGCCCACGUUUCGCUCUGCCCUUGCUCGAUCGGUAUUCGAGCAGAUAGUCCGCCCGGUGCCGCCCAAGCCGAACGAGUUCUUCCUGCCGGGCCGCACGUCGUUUGUCUUUGACAUGGAUGACGAGUUCCGGAAUGAAAUCCCCACCACCGUGCACCGCAGCAAGGCCGACUGCCCUGCUCCUCAGGAUCUCAUAUCCGCGGCACAGGACGCCCCAGUGUUGGAUAGAGUAACCCACGUCAUCUCAUAUCUGCGGUUGGGAUCAAACGCCAAGGUAUGA